Messenger RNA from Saccostrea cuccullata (small rock oyster), 1766 nucleotides. RefSeq lists its product as uncharacterized. The record is from RefSeq and is a predicted model, not a curated record. NCBI's taxonomy places the organism in Eukaryota, Metazoa, Mollusca, Bivalvia, Ostreida, Ostreidae. The transcript has 6 exons. The coding region runs from base 1107 to 1766 and encodes 219 amino acids.
UACAUUGUUCUGAAUUCUACCAGCUACACCGUCAACAAAAGUGCAGACGUCAUACUUUCCGUAUCUGUUUAUGCCAACCCAGAUCUUUUAAGUUUGUCGUGGCAGAGAAGUUCUUAUUCCUACUCCUACUUUAAUGACAUGAAUACGACAUUUAAUGCCAAAUACGACGGCGGAACACUAGAUUCUCCGUCUCUCGUCAUUCGUAACGUCAGCAUGGAGGAUAAAGGAUAUUACCGUCUAAAUGUGUCCAACGCUAAAGGCACAACUAUAAGUUCGAGCAUUUACUUAAAUGUUAUUGUCCGUUUACCUAUUGUAACAACGCAGCAGACACACUUUUACUACGUCUAUUCGGAAACUAAUCUCACAUUUGAGGUUAACGUCACGUCCGAGUUACCCAUGGUUUCGGUCAGUUGGGAGAAACGCAGCGCCUCCUACCCAUACACAUAUACCUUGAUUGAUGUAACAGACAGCAGAUUUUCUGGCGGAACGAUGAAUGCCCCCUCGCUGACGAUAAACAGUGUCCGUGGGAUAGAUGCUGGAUAUUUUAGGUUCAACGCAACAAAUGUAGAUGGAACAAGGAGCAGCACGUUUUAUUUACAUAUUAAUCUCCGUCUACCGUCAGUUACCACUGGAACAAGGAAUUUCUACAUGUAUUCUGGUGGAAAUGUCACAUUUGAAGUCAACAUUACAUCCUUGACCACUUUAUUAUCAAUUAAAUGGGAAAAACGAAAUUCCUCCUACCCGUACAAUUACUAUACCCUAAAUACGACCGAUGACGAAAGAAUUGAAGGUGGCGAAAUCGGAUCACCUGAUUUUGUCAUCAAUAAUGUAUUAGUUUCAGACAAGGGAUAUUAUAGGUGUGCGGUAGAAAACAGCGACGGAGUUAGAUAUAGCUCAAACUUCUAUUUAUCAGUCACUCCGAGGCUUCCAUCAAUAUCAACGGGGACAACGUAUUUCUACGUCGAAAGAGGGGCAAACAUAACUUUUUCACUCAGUUACACAUCGGUUCUAAAUGUCACUUCAGUAGUUUGGGAGAAAAGAAAUUCAUCAGUAUCCACUUUUGAAACAAUCGAUGUAGUGAACGAUGAACGAUAUACGGGAGGGACAUGGAUUCACCAUCACUAAUUGUUACUGAUAUAUCGUUAGAGGACGAUUACACGUAUUAUCGAUGUAAGGUUUCAAACAUGGAUGGAGAUAGAUACAGCAGCCAGUUCAGAAUAUCCGUUAAACGAUACCGACCAUCCAUAUCACUUUCCUGGCGGUAUUAUGUUUACACGGGAACAAACGUCACACUGCAGACAAGUAUCACAUCCACCUUAAACGUCACAGAUGUCACCUGGGAGAGAAGGAACAUCAGUACAUAUAUGUACGAAAUCAUCGAUAUAUCAUCCGAUAAUCGAUUUUCCGGUGGCGAUAUUAAUUCUCCAUCGUUAACUAUAACAGAUAUUACUGUAAAUGAUGAGACUUAUUACCGUGUUAAAGCUACAAACGAUGAUGGCACAACAUCGAGAUCAGUUUACAUUGAUGUCUUGUUACGUCCGCCAUCCAUUUUACUAAAAUCUAGUUAUAGUGUUUACUCCGGUGAAAACCUCACUCUUGAAACAAACCUAACAUCUUUCUCGCCUAUCACUAACGUGACAUGGGAAAGAAGAAACACAAGCACAUACUUUUACGAAGUUCUCAGCAUACUGCCCGAUAAUCGUUAUGCUGGUGGAGAUAUUCUUUCACCAUCACUGACGAUUAUAAAUGUACACUGGAUGUUUUGA